CGCGAGGGCCUUGUUCUCUGUUUGGUUCUCUCAUCUCGACUGUGUUUCGUUUUCAGUUCUUCGCUGGUUGUCGGUCGCGCAUAGAACUCGUGCAGCUUAAUAAAGACCAGGAUGUCGAGCAUAGCGGCGAAGCGGUUGGCGAAGGAGCUCCGCGAGAUCCACAUGAGUGGCUGCCCUGUCGGAAUCAAACUCGUCCAGGCGGAUGACUUUGAGAAGUGGAUCUUCAGCAUCGAGGUGAUGGGUGAAUCACUGUACAAGGACCAAUCUUUCCUCCUCCAGUUCCGCUUCGAUAGCCAAUACCCGAUCUCCGCCCCCGCUGUGCAGUUCGUCGUGGACAACACGAGGAAAGCCCCCGUGCACCCGCACAUCUACAGCAACGGUCAUAUCUGUGCCUCGAUAUUGGGCAACGAGUGGUCGCCCGUGCUGAGCGUUACGGCAGUCUGUGUGACCAUGCAGAGCAUGCUGGCAUCCUGCAAGUCACUCGAGCUACCCGAAGACAACGACAGAUACGUCCGCCACGCACCUGAUAACCCGAAGAAGACUCGCUUCAUGUACCACGACGACAAUGUAUGAUACCCUGUCAGCCGCUGAGGGACGCUCGUGUUCCGUUCUAUCACACCUACCCUUGUAUUCUACGCGACUGCAACGAUGUACUGAUGCAUUUGGACUUAUAUCUCCGUCAGUCUACAUGUCUGACCCCCAAAAGUUUUUUGAGCACUGCCGGUGA
Messenger RNA from Schizophyllum commune H4-8, 727 nucleotides. Its product is annotated as UBC-like protein. The record is from RefSeq and is a predicted model, not a curated record. Lineage: Eukaryota; Fungi; Basidiomycota; Agaricomycetes; Agaricales; Schizophyllaceae. The transcript has 10 exons. The coding region runs from base 112 to 573 and encodes 153 amino acids.